Penicillium cataractarum is the source of this 1056-nucleotide messenger RNA. RefSeq lists its product as uncharacterized. The transcript has a single exon. The record is from RefSeq and is a predicted model, not a curated record. Bases 1 to 1056 code for a protein of 351 amino acids. Lineage: Eukaryota; Fungi; Ascomycota; Eurotiomycetes; Eurotiales; Aspergillaceae.
AUGCCUACAGUCUUGCUUCCAUCUUCUGCUGCUGCCUUUGCGCCCCGGUCAUCACCCAAUGUGGUCCUGACUCGAAAGGUUGCGCCGUGGUUGACCGCGACCUUGAAGCGUGUCAACCGGGUCAAGCGCCCGCUCAACAACGUCACCCAGCAUACUCGGUGUUUAACCGAGACCCUGUCGUCCAACAAUGCGAUAUGGACCCUAUGCUCGAUGAUGUUCACCAAGGCGCCCGAAUCAGAGCUAAGGAAGGACGAGAAUCCGCUCGUGGAGGGCCUGUUCAACUACCAGAUGAUCCACAUCGAGGCUUACGUGGUACAUGUCGACAUGGUCUCGCGUAACGAGGUGGCCUUCAAAUUGACCCCGGAGACUAUCGAGUCUCUAGUGGACUUCCAUAAGGAAAUCUACUCGGUCGAUGCCGCCGCGAACACGUGGGACUGGUCCGGCAAGCAGGCCCAGCUGAAGAAGUUGCAGGAAGAGUUCGUCCAAGCCGCCAACAAGUUCGUCUAUCGAACCGACGCCGAAGCCCUGGAGGGACUCGAGGAGGAUGGAGCUGGGGAGUUGCUCUGCGGUCGUAGCGAGGAGGCCAAAACAGCCAUCUCGAAUCUUUUCCUGCCGCUGUUGCCUCCGCCACCACGGGUGGUGGAUGUGAUGCGCUCCGUGCCUGUCCUCCCCAGCUCCACGGGCCCUGAAACUUGGUGGCAUACCCCGAUGCCCCCUUCCGCACCAAUGGAGUGGAAAGUACUGCCACCCAGUCCAUCCCCGGCCAGUACGGGAGAUUCUAAUCCGAAUCUGUGGGCCAGUCUCGCUUUCACUGAAGCCCAACUGCCAUCGCCGACCCCAUCCUACAGCCAACCCUUCACCACCGCGGCGUACCCGACCUACGACAUCAGUAUGGCAGCGACCUCGGCGGUUAUCGCACCCCUCCCGCUUCCCAGCUUGCUUGUGCAACAGUGUAGCACGGCUGCUAACAUGACCGGUUUUGGUGGGUUUGGUGGGUUUGGUGGGUUUGGUGGCUGGGGUGAUUUCGCCCCGUUGCCCUACGGCACGACGAUAUAG